AAGUAACUUUGUUCCCAUAGACUAUAUCACUGCUUUGGUUUAAAUACAAUAGCAAUAUUUCAAACUCAGCCUGUUAAGGUUUGGUAUAUUUUUUGUGCCCCGUGUCUUCAGCUGCUCCUGAUUUUUAACGUUUCCGUAUGAAGCAAUAUAAAAAAUAACUUUUGGAAAGCAUACGGCAACGGGGCGGAGUCAGUGGAGAGAGAAAUUAUUAUAUAAACAAAGUGUCAGGUCUUUGACCUUCCACCAGAACCAUCGACCUGAAACUUUUCUACUCCAGAGACAAUGUGACAGACUCGAUGGUUUCCAGCGUAUUUUGUCUUUAUUGAUACUGGAAUAUUUAGUUAAUGUUUAUAAUUGUGCACUAGAUGAAAUAAUGAAUUUUCUUCAAAGAAAGAGGGAAAUGUAUGAAAUGUCACUUGUCUGUAGCUAGAAAACAUGAUAAUAAUCAAAUAGCAAUAUUAUGGGGAAAGCUUUUGAGGGUCUUGUAGUACAUAUAGUUUGCAUUGAAUGCAUCAGGGUAAUCUAGGGCUAAUCUUUGCAUUUAUUAAAUCCACUGUAUAGAAAGUUAAUAAAAGAUAUUGAGGGUAUGGUAGAUCAAUAUAGAAACAACAUCUUCGUGAUGUGUUGGUAAGACCAACUAAAAGUCAGUUGUAUUAGUAUUACAUUGGAGUAAAGAGAAUUAUAGAGGCAUGAGGGAGGGGCUGGUUGAAGUUGUUUGCAAAGGGAUAAUGGCAGAAUAGCAAUGGCUGGUGUUUCUGGAAGCAGUUUGGAAGGCGUGAAAUAGAUACAUCCCAAAACAGAAGUAGUCCUGCUGAAGGUUCUUGGCCUGAAACAUUGACUGCUCUUUUCCAUAGAUGCUACCUGGCCUUCUGAGUUCCUCCAGCAUUUUGUGUGUGUUGCUUGAAGUAUUCUAAAGGCAGGAUAUGGCUGACAAGGGAAGUCAAAGAACAUAAAAGCAAAAGAGAGAAUAUAUGAUUGAGCAAAAAUUAAUGGGAUAUUAGGGGAUUAAGAUGUUUUUAGACACCAACAGAAGGCAACUAAAAGAGCCAUAAGGAGGGAGAAGAUGAAAGAUAAAGGCAAGCUAGCCAAUAAUAUCAAAAACGAUACCAAAUAUAUGAAGAAUCAAAAAAAGGCGACAUAUAAGGUGGCUGGAGAGGUAGCAACGGCGAAAAGGAAAUGGAGGACGAACUGAAUAAGUACUUUGCAUCAUUCUGCACGGUGGAAGACACUAGCAGUAUACCGUCUCGUGGAUUUUAAGAACAUGAAGUUCAAGAUAGAAAAUUGAAAUGAUUUCUGCAAGAGUAGAAACAUGGCUGGAAGCAACAUGGCAUGUCAAAGUUCCUUCGCAUUGGCUUCAAGCAUGCUUAGAUUGGAUUCAACAAGAGAACCAAGGUACUAAUUUAACACAGGCCGUUAUCAAUAAACAAGUAUUUGAGCAAUGGCUUCUUACUGACCUCAGGGAUCUGGACUACCAAAUUUUGCCAGAUGGAAUCUCAGAAAUGCAUAAAAGUGAGCUCAGUGGAUUUUACUGUUUGCAAGUUGAUUCAUUGGUUGAUGUCAGUCAACCUGCAUACAGCCAGCUGCAAAAAGUUAGGGGUAAGGACAUCACUAAUGAACAAGUAACUUCAACAGAAAUAUCUCAGAGAUCUUGGGAAGCCAAACCAACUAGAAUGUUAAUGUUGCAAUUAACUGAUGGAGUCCAGGAGCUCCAAGCAAUGGAAUACCAACCUGUAACUGCUCUUCAUUGCAACCUAUCACCGGGCACAAAAAUCUUGUUGCUGGGUAAUAUUGCUUGCCGAUUAGGAGUCCUGCUGCUGAAACCUGAAAAUGUGAGGGUCCUUGGGGGUGAAGUGGAGACCCUUGUGGAAGAAAAUUCCAAAGAGAGAAUACUUGCAAGGUUAAUUGGAGAAUCAGAUGAUGCUGCUGUAACAAGAAUGAAUAGUAAUGGUCAACCUAUUGUUGAAAGGACUAAUGGGAUGCCACUACUGCUGGAACCUUCCGAUGAUGAGCUAUUAGCUGGCUUUGAUGAUGAUGAUCUGUUUUUGGACCCCAAUUUGGAUUCUGAAAGUGGAUAUGGUAGUAAGACAGGCAAUUUGAGCAGUGUCUCAGAUAGUAUACAGCACCCAAUCAGUGCUCUGGAUGAUCAAGAGCAACACAGGGAGUGCCAGUCAUCACAAAUGUCCAGAGAAUUUCGAAGCGAAGAUUUACAAGACAAUGUUGAUGAAGAUUUUGAUGAGUUUCCCUUGGAUGAACUUGAUGAUGAUUUGUUUACUACGGAAAUGGAGCCAACUGGAGAAAUAAAUAAAUCCCCUAAAUCUCACAUAUUGUUAGCAGGGGAAUUGCAGAGAAGUAAUAAAAGAUGCAUUGAAUUUGUGGGAGAAAAUAGCAAAUCUAGCCUAUGUCAAGAGCCAAGUGUAAAAGCUGUUGAUAUCUGUUCUGACCAGAGGUUACAAAGCCAUCUUAAACAUUUUACAAGCAGUAGAUAUACUGAAAAUGCAGAGGAGUGUUCCAUGCUAGGUAAUUUAAAUACUCAAAAUUCACACUGUUUACUAAGAAAAUCAGGCAUUAACUCUGUGGAUAGAAAUAUAAAUAUUGCCACUAUGGAACAAGAAUAUAAACAGCAUGUGGUAUGUGACCUCCCUGACAAGAGACUAUUUCAUGUCACUAAUUCUGAAAAUGUGUAUGUUACAUCUGAAUUAAUUAGAAAAUCUUCCAGCAGUGGAGAUAGUAGUAAACAAACUUGUGAGCAAAUAGGCAACUCAAAAGGAACAAGAUAUCACAGUGGUUCAAUAGAAUUGAAAUCUCCACCAUUUACAUAUCUAAAAAUUCUUUUGGAUAAGAAGCCUGAUGUAAAAACUGUGGUACAAAUCAAAGGCUUCAUUGUUACAUUACUUGACAAACUUACAAGUAAUAGUGGUCUUUGGAGCAUCAGAGCUAAAAUAUCAGAUGGUACUGCCUACAUGGAUGUGGAACUUGAGGAUGACAUUUUAAGAAAUCUAAUUGGUUUCUCAGUAGAUGAAAUGAGAGUCUCAAUAAAAUGCCCCAACAAACAGAAAGAAGUGACUGCAGGGUUGCAGAAAUGCCAACAGGAGUUGGUGGACCUUUGUUGUCUGAUGACCAUUGAAUUUAAUCCAAUUCUUACUACUGCUAGAAUUGUGACUCUCCAUGAAGUAAGUGUAGAUGAUCUACAAGCAUUGAAACAUCGUGUACACAAAGAAAAGAUUGUUAGAUAGUUAACUAACUGGUGAUAUUGCCAUAUGUUCUCUCAUGACGUGUUUAAUCAAAUGAAAAUUAAAUGUUUUUAUGUUAUUUGUGAAACUUACUAUAAGGAAUAAACUUUUCUAAAAAAUA
This is a messenger RNA of Mobula hypostoma (lesser devil ray), 3351 nucleotides long. RefSeq names its product RMI1, RecQ mediated genome instability 1, homolog (S. cerevisiae) (gene rmi1). The coding region runs from base 1287 to 3233 and encodes 648 amino acids. Gene Ontology annotation, biological process: resolution of meiotic recombination intermediates; double-strand break repair via homologous recombination. Lineage: Eukaryota; Metazoa; Chordata; Chondrichthyes; Myliobatiformes; Myliobatidae. Gene Ontology annotation, molecular function: nucleotide binding. The record is from RefSeq and is a predicted model, not a curated record. Gene Ontology annotation, cellular component: RecQ family helicase-topoisomerase III complex; nuclear body. The transcript is spliced from 2 exons.